GAAGAAGCCUCUCUCAGGGCACUAGAAAGUCUGAUGACAGAGUUUUUCCACGACUGUACAACCAAUGAAAGAAAACGUGAGAUAGAGGAACUUCUUAAUAACUUUGCUCAGCAAAUAGGAGCCUGGAGAUUCUGCCUGUAUUUUCUCUCCAGCACUAGGAAUGACUAUGUAAUGAUGUACAGUUUAACGGUUUUUGAGAAUCUGAUCAAUAAAAUGUGGCUUGGGGUCCCAUCUCAGGAUAAGAUGGAAAUCCGUAGCUGCCUGCCCAAACUCCUCUUGGCUCACCACAAAACCUUACCUUACUUCAUCCGGAACAAGCUCUGCAAAGUGAUUGUUGACAUUGGCCGUCAAGAUUGGCCCAUGUUCUACCAUGACUUUUUUACUAACAUUUUACAGUUGAUCCAGUCCCCUGUGACAACUCCCCUCGGGCUGAUCAUGUUGAAGACAACUUCAGAAGAGCUGGCUUGUCCCCGUGAGGACCUCAGCGUGGCUCGGAAGGAGGAGUUGCGAAAGCUGCUGCUGGAACAGGUGCAGACAGUGCUUGGGCUACUGACAGGUAUCUUGGAGACUGUCUGGGACAAACACAGUGUGACUGCUGCCACCCCACCACCAUCCCCGACCUCAGGAGAAACUGGUGACUUACUGAGUAACCUGUUGCAGAGUCCUAGUUCAGCCAAACUGUUGAAUCAGCCAAUCCCCAUCCUUGAUGUGGAGAGUGAGUAUAUCUGUUCCCUGGCCUUGGAGUGCCUGGCCCAUCUCUUCAGUUGGAUUCCUCUGUCUGCCAGCAUCACCCCGUCCCUCCUUACCACCAUCUUCCACUUUGCACGCUUUGGCUGUGACAUCCGGGCCAGAAAGAUGGCAUCAGUUAACGGCAGCAGCCAGAACUGUGUGCUGGGUCAGGAGCGCGGCCGGCUUGGGGUCCUGGCCAUGUCCUGCAUCAAUGAACUCAUGUCCAAGAACUGUGUGCCUAUGGAGUUCGAGGAGUACUUACUGCGUAUGUUCCAGCAGACUUUCUACCUCCUGCAGAAAAUCACCAAGGAUAACAAUGCCCACACAGUGAAGAGCAGGCUAGAAGAACUCGAUGAGAGCUACAUUGAGAAGUUUACUGACUUUCUGCGGCUCUUUGUGAGUGUUCACCUAAGAAGAAUCGAGUCCUACUCCCAGUUCCCCGUGGUGGAGUUUUUGACACUUUUGUUCAAGUACACAUUUCAUCAGCCUACUCAUGAAGGUUACUUCUCUUGUUUGGAUAUCUGGACGCUCUUUUUGGACUAUCUGACAAGUAAAAUUAAAAGCCGUCUGGGAGACAAGGAAGCAGUUCUCAACAGGUACGAAGACGCCCUAGUCCUCUUGCUCACGGAGGUGUUGAAUCGAAUCCAGUUCAGAUACAACCAGGCCCAGUUGGAGGAGUUGGAUGAUGAGACACUGGAUGACGAUCAGCAGACAGAGUGGCAGCGGUACUUACGCCAGAGCUUGGAGGUAGUGGCCAAAGUGAUGGAGCUCCUUCCCACACACGCCUUCUCAGCACUGUUUCCAGUUCUUCAGGACAAUUUAGAAGUUUAUCUGGGGUUACAGCAGUUUAUAGUUACUUCAGCGUCAGGACACAGGUUGAACAUCACAGCAGAGAACGACUGCCGGCGGCUGCACUGUUCCCUGCGAGACCUGAGCUCCCUCCUGCAGGCUGUGGGCCGCCUAGCCGAGUACUUCAUCGGGGACGUGUUCGUCGUGCGCUUCAGCGACGCCCUCACGGUGGUGGAGAGGCUGGUCAAAGUCACUUUGUAUGGAUCUCAGAUAAAAUUGUACAACAUUGAGACUGCCGUGCCAUCAGUAUUGAAGCCUGAUCUCAUUGAUGUGCACGCUCAGUCGCUGGCUGCUCUGCAGGCUUACUCUCACUGGCUAGCACAGUACUGCAGUGAGGCUCAUCGGCAGAAUACGCAGCAGUUUGUUACGCUCAUUUCCACCACCAUGGAUGCAGUCACACCCCUGAUCAGCACCAAGGUCCAAGACAAAUUGCUGCUAUCUGCAUGCCAUUUACUGGUCUCACUGGCCACCACUGUGCGACCCGUCUUUCUGAUCAGCAUCCCCGCAGUACAGAAAGUAUUCAACAGAAUCACCGAUGCCUCUGCCCAGCGGCUGGUUGAUAAGGCUCAGGUGUUGGUGUGCCGAGCCCUUUCUAAUAUCCUGCUGCUUCCAUGGCCAAACCUCCCAGAGAAUGAGCAGCAGUGGCCUGUGCGCUCCAUCAACCAUGCCAGCCUCAUCUCUGCACUCUCCCGGGAUUAUCACAACCUGAAGCCCAAUGCUGUCGCCCCGCAGAGGAAGAUGCCCCUGGAUGACACCAAAGUGAUUAUCCACCAGACACUUAGUGUCUUAGAAGAUAUCGUGGAGAAUAUCUCUGGGGAAUCCACCAAGUCCCGACAGAUCUGCUACCAGUCCCUGCAGGAAUCCGUUCAGGUCUCCCUGGCCCUCUUUCCAGCUUUUAUCCAUCAGUCAGAUGUGACUGAUGAGAUGCUGAGUUUCUUCCUCACUCUGUUUCGAGGCCUUAGAGUACAGAUGGGCGUGCCUUUCACUGAGCAGAUCAUACAGACUUUCCUCAAUAUGUUUACCAGAGAACAGUUGGCUGAGAGCAUCCUCCACGAAGGCAGUACUGGCUGCCGGGUGGUUGAGAAGUUCCUGAAGAUCCUGCAGGUGGUGGUCCAGGAGCCUGGCCAGGUGUUCAAGCCCUUCCUCCCCAGCAUCAUCUCCCUGUGCAUGGAGCAGGUGUAUCCCAUCAUCGCCGAGCGCCCCUCCCCUGAUGUGAAGGCUGAGCUGUUUGAGCUCCUUUUCCGGACGCUCCAUCACAACUGGAGGUACUUCUUCAAGUCCACCGUCCUGGCCAGUGUCCAGAGGGGGAUUGCUGAGGAGCAGAUGGAGAAUGAGCCUCAGUUCAGUGCCAUCAUGCAGGCUUUUGGACAGUCCUUUCUCCAGCCUGACAUCCACCUAUUUAAACAAAAUCUCUUUUACUUGGAGACUCUCAACACCAAGCAGAAGCUGUACCACAAGAAGAUCUUCCGGACCACCAUGCUCUUCCAGUUUGUGAACGUGCUGCUCCAGGUCCUCGUUCACAAGUCCCACGACCUCUUGCAGGAGGAGAUUGGCAUCGCCAUUUACAACAUGGCCUCUGUGGACUUCGAUGGCUUUUUCGCGGCCUUCCUCCCAGAGUUCCUGACCAGCUGUGAUGGUGUGGAUGCCAACCAGAAAAAUGUGCUGGGGCGGAAUUUCAAGAUGGAUCGGGACCUGCCCUCGUUCACCCAGAGUGUGCACAGGCUGGUCAACGACCUGCGUUACUACAGACUCUGCAAUGACAGCCUGCCCCCCGGCACCGUGAAGCUCUAG
Messenger RNA from Lipotes vexillifer (Yangtze River dolphin), 3369 nucleotides. RefSeq names its product exportin 6 (gene XPO6). NCBI's taxonomy places the organism in Eukaryota, Metazoa, Chordata, Mammalia, Artiodactyla, Lipotidae. Gene Ontology annotation, molecular function: nuclear export signal receptor activity; small GTPase binding. Gene Ontology annotation, biological process: protein export from nucleus. The coding region runs from base 34 to 3369 and encodes 1111 amino acids. The record is from RefSeq and is a predicted model, not a curated record. The transcript is spliced from 23 exons.